Messenger RNA from Kluyveromyces lactis, 1029 nucleotides. It is a transcript of the gene ARG82, whose product is annotated as inositol polyphosphate multikinase. Gene Ontology annotation, molecular function: inositol-1,4,5,6-tetrakisphosphate 3-kinase activity; inositol hexakisphosphate kinase activity. The record is from RefSeq and is a predicted model, not a curated record. Gene Ontology annotation, cellular component: nucleus; cytoplasm. Gene Ontology annotation, biological process: inositol phosphate biosynthetic process; phosphatidylinositol phosphate biosynthetic process. Bases 1 to 1029 code for a protein of 342 amino acids. The transcript has a single exon. Lineage: Eukaryota; Fungi; Ascomycota; Saccharomycetes; Saccharomycetales; Saccharomycetaceae.
AUGAACAUCAAAGACUUUAAGAAACUAAAACGUCAAGCUGCUGGCCAUGAAGGACCAUUAACGGAUCCCAAUGAGAUGCUUCUGUUCAAACCUUCCACGAAACAAGAAAUAAAGUUUUAUGAACACUUGGCCACCAGACAUGCAAUAGACAACACGGAUGACAUUCCAUUACAGGACUGGACACCUACAUUCUUAGGUAUAUUGCAAGAGAAUAAAGAACAGAACAAAGACUUUGACCAAGAAAGAGUAAUAGAGAGACUGAACGCGUGUUCCCCCACAAGUCUAACUAGUAAGUCACAAACCGAUGGAAAUGUUUACUUAGUUAUGGAAAAUCUAUUGCACGGAUAUGUACGACCAAACGUAUUGGAUAUCAAGUUAGGACAUGUUCUGUGGGAUGAUGCAGCAAGUGAAGAGAAAAGAAUAAGAUUAGAUGAAGUAAGUAAGACAUCAACUUCUGGGACUUUAGGGUUUAGAAUAUGUGGUAUGAAUAUCUUAAAAAACACAAAUGUCCAAGAACUACACUCGAAGUAUUAUGAACCGGAAGAUGAUGGGUAUAUUUUUGUCAAUAAAUAUUACGGUCGUGAGUUGACAGCUUCGAAUGUAACGGACGCAUUUGAUUUGUACUUUGGCGAUAAUAAUCUUUCACUCCAAAAUCGUAAUGAUUUGAUUCACAUGUUUUCAAAAAGGCUUCAGCUUUUCUAUAAUACGCUAUUGAAUGAAGAGGUUCGCAUGAUAUCAAGUAGCCUUCUAUUCAUAUAUGAAUGCGAUACUACUCGGUGGAUCAACUUCUCUCAGGAACAAGAAUUAAUACCGUCCCAUGUAUCAUAUGAUUCGGAUGAGGAAGGGUCCAUUAAAGAUGGACAGUCAAAGGAGAGCAUAUCAGGAAAGACAGAAUUGAGUCGCAUGUCGAUAAUAGAUUUUGCACAUACCAAAUUUACCCCAGGAUUAGGAAUAGAUGACAAUGUACUUGACGGGGUUGAAAGUCUUAUAGACAUUUUUGAAAGAUUAAAAACUAAAUAUACAAUCUAG